ACUUUCCGGUCGCACAGGUUUGAAAGCAGCUGAUUUUUCUGUCUGCGUUUGUAGUUAAUGCAGCGAGAAUUUUCGAUAAUUCACUCCUGUUUUCACACUUCUGUUGACACGACUAACUAACCGAGGUCUGUACGACUGUUUGUGGUCAUUACGAGUUAUGACGAGGUCGUGAAAAGAAAAGGAAACAAGGAAGCGGAUAACGUUAUGAUUUCACCGGCUGACAGGUGAGAGUAGUAUAUGGAAUAACGCUACAAUGUGGACGGAUAAACAAAGAGGAAUCAGAGUUUCUCAAGAGGAGCUGCUCUGCAAGAACUCCUGUGGCUAUUAUGGAAACCCUGCGUGGCAGGGCUUCUGCUCCAAGUGCUGGAGAGAGAAAGCACGAACCACUGCAGCCUCGAGGCAAGACGCAAGGGCGAGCAAUGAUGGAACUCCUCUCACCUUCUCCAAAUUUGAGGAGAAGAAAAGCACUGAGAAAGGUCGUCGAAUCAACACAAUGAGGAGACUCUUCUGGGGCAGCCCAUCACCUCCUAAACCUCAAGAGUCCUCUGAAAGGCAUGCAAAUGUGUUGAAACCUUAUCAAAGCCUCGAGGCCGGGGACUUCACUGGUUUCCUAAAGAUACUGAAGAGCCCUUCCUCCCAGCGCUUGCAGUCCCGAUGUACAGCUUUCCUCAACACAAUGGAGGCUUACCAUGAUCUGCCGGUGCAGAAGCAGUCAGAUCUUGUGCAGGAUUUCUACCAGUCUUUUGCUGAAUAUUUCAGCAGUUUUCCUGAGGCUCACGUCACUCAGAUAAUGGAGCAUGUAGAGAAGUUGAUAAUGACACGACUGCACAAAUGGGUUUUCUGCCAUGACAGCUGUGAUGAUGAACAGAAGGACCUCGCUCUCCAGAGGAGGAUACGAUCUUUGAACUGGAUCACUCCGCAGAUGCUGAGCGUACCUUUCCCUGAUAUAAAGACGGAGGUCACUGGCGACCCUUUUCUUCCUGCUAUAACAGCUAUAAUUGAAAUGGAUGCCAAACGAGCGCCUCAGGACAAACUUGCAUGCGUGUCCAAAUGCAGUCAGCAUGUCUUUGAAGCGCUCUCCACCUCGAACAGUGAGCCAGCUAAUGCCGAUGACUUCCUGUCAGGCCUGGUUUACGUGGUGCUGAAGGCCAAUCCCCCUCGCCUACACUCCAACAUGCAAUAUGUGAUUCGUUUUGGUCUCCCUCACAGCCUGAUGGCAGGAGAGAGCGGCUACUAUUUCACAAAUUUGUCUUGUGCAGUGGCCUUCAUUGAGAAGCUGGAUGGACCAGCACUCAACCUCAGUCCAGCGGAGUUCGAGGGCUACAUGCUGCGUCAGCGUGCUCCCUCUGAAGGAAAGAGGCGCCAGGUUGCCAGUGACACACAACAUCUGUUAGAAGAGCUGAACGGCAGACAGGAGAAGCUGGACCAAGGGAUGGAUGCUCUCAACGUGCAGCUAGAAAAUUGGGUCAAAGCUGUUCAUUCACAGCUGGAUGAGGCAGCAGCCCAGUUUGCUCUGGUACAAAAGGAGAUGGCAGCUCAGGCCGAGCUCUCGCAGGUUUUGUCAUCCUCAUCUGAUGAUGCAUCGCCACAAGAGGAUGACAAAGACGAGUCUGUCCUGGUGCUUGCGGAUCAACACGCAGGAACACAAGAUACAGACUGUUAGUUACAUUAACACAAACGCCUAAUCUGGUACUGGAUCUUUUUUUUUUUUUUUUUUUUUUUUUAAAUCAUCAGCACUAAUUAAUGAAGGCUUUAAAACAAACAGAUAUUUUUCCAAAGUCACACUUGCACACAUUCCCGUUGCAUAAAGCUGGGAUUUAUAAGCCAGUUGAACAUGAAGGAAAACUUCUUGAAGAAAACUUUUUGCAUUCCUUAUCUCAGAGCACACAGAGGUUAACAAGAGGUUUAACGACUUGGAUAAAGAGUUGCACUUGUAUCCUGUUUGAGGAUGAAGGCCAUUAGAAAUACAUUCCAAUAUACACUAACAGUUAUUCAUAUGUAAGCACUCAGGAUACACAGCACUUUGGGAUAUCACGUAACACUUCAAGAGUGCUUAUUUAAUAUUCACUUUUUUCUUAUAGUUUAUACCUAUGUGCCUCUCUGUAGACAUCUGUGAAAUAAUAAAUAUGCUACAGGAGAAAAUGUUAGAUGGCGAUUUUAGACCACUACAAGUCAGGGGGGGUAUUGAGUUAAAACCAUGUUUUUCCAAGCUGGGGAACUGUUCCGAACAUGCUGUCUUGAAGAUGAAUUAACUGGUAAAGAAAAAACAAUUUAAAACACAUUUUGCCAUCUGUGUUAGUGUACUGAAGGUAUAUGUUGUUUACAAGUGUUAAAAAAUGUAUGAAGAAAUUAUAGGGUUUUAUGUUAUAAUCAAUUAUUGUAUCCAAUAUUAUAUUAAA
Molecule: messenger RNA, 2399 nt
Organism: Anoplopoma fimbria (sablefish)
Lineage: Eukaryota; Metazoa; Chordata; Actinopteri; Perciformes; Anoplopomatidae
Product: rab5 GDP/GTP exchange factor-like
Exons: 9
Coding region: 254-1663 (469 amino acids)
Biological process (GO): vesicle-mediated transport
Cellular component (GO): endocytic vesicle; cytosol
Molecular function (GO): small GTPase binding; DNA binding; guanyl-nucleotide exchange factor activity
Source: RefSeq, a predicted model, not a curated record